Carassius gibelio (silver crucian carp) is the source of this 1971-nucleotide messenger RNA. RefSeq names its product WD repeat domain 27 (gene wdr27). Lineage: Eukaryota; Metazoa; Chordata; Actinopteri; Cypriniformes; Cyprinidae. Gene Ontology annotation, molecular function: protein binding. The record is from RefSeq and is a predicted model, not a curated record.
AUGGCUGCUGUGACCUCGGUGCCUUAUUUUACUGAGAGGUUCUCUUUAACUUGCAACAAGCCAGUGUCCCACCUGCAGCUGUCCUGCUGUCCGUACCCAUGGCAGGACAAGAAUAUAAGAAUUUAUGAAAAACAACAACCUCCCUUGGAGCUCAGUGGUCACCAUGGUGAUGUGUCUGCCAUGGCUUUUGGGACGGUUAGAGAUUGUCUCCUCUACUGUAGUGCUUCUGAAGGUAAUGUUAUCGUCUGGGACGGUGAUCGCUGCUACACACAGAUCAAAGACGGUGGAAUAUCCUCAGGUAGAGUUGUUGGCACAUUGCUCGGCCGGCUGGUGCAUCUGUCGCUGUGUCCACUGAGUGCAAAAAUGGCCACAUGCUCCGACUCCAGAGUGUCUCUAUUGAAUGCAGAGGCCACUGUAUUUGUGAUUCCUAUAGAAGCUCCUCUUGCUCCUGUGACUGCAUCAGAGUUCUGUCCAUGGAAUGUUAAUCUUCUCAUCUCAACAUCAGAAGACAGAACAUUUAAGAUUUGGGAUGUGAAGAAGGGAGAUAUUCUCUUUGAAUGUUUUUGUUUCACAGUGUAUCCACUGCUUAGUCUGUUCUUCAUGGAGCAAAACAGUCAGUUCAUCACAGGGUCUGGUGACGGACAGCUUUGGUGCUACACUCUCCCUGUGGACCACAAAUGCCGCUUGGUGACAAAACUGGACCUUUCAAAGCUUGAACAGAAGCAUGGGAGAAAUCUCAGAAAAAACAGCUCACCUCAAAAUAGACCAGAUGGAGCGACUCGUAAUGAUGUGAGAGGAACAGUGGAGACAGCAAAGCCUGUUCUGAGAAUUUGGGCACAGAAACUGCAGUCCAGACAUACUAGCCUGCAGCAGAAGUAAAGUUGUGUGUGGAUCUGAAGUUCUGAUGGACUAUAACGGCUUGACCUGGAUACUUCAAAGCUUCUCAUGAAUCUUCCACUCAGAGGUGACCUAAGCAUUUCAAUGGCAGGGUCAUGGGCCAUCUCUGAUUAACUUGGUGCCAAUUUAAGUACUAUGUGUUUUUUGGUGACUUUUCUAUUUGGGACUUCAGUAGCCCUUUUAGAGGUUAAAAGUGCCAGGCUGGGUGGGCUCUGCUUUAGGUUGGCGAUGGGCGUCUCUCUGGAUGAGUAACUUUCAGCUGUGCCCAGUACUCCUCCGAUGACUAUGUCCCCUCUGAAUGCUGAGCUGGCAAAACAUGGCCCAAAACCUCAGAGAAAAAUCGGUGUGAGCUGUCAGAAGAGUGUAAAGGAUCAGCCUUUGGUUUUUCACACACAAGUGAAGUCAUCAGGAUACAAUACAGCUCCUCAUUGGACCCUGUUUAGACUAAAGACCAAUGUUAAGAAGAAAAGCAACUCUUCCACAACAACUAUCACAAAUACGAAGUGCCUCAUAAGUAAAAAUCCUUCACAUUUUGAAGCGCCAUAUAUGCCUUAUGCCCAUUUGACAGUUUCCACAACUCCAACUGUCAGCUCUCCACAGUACUCAGGAGAUGGAAAGCAGAUUGCGUGAGGCCCUGGAGAUGGUUCUGUUUUGUUGUACAACUCUUCACUCACCAGCACCCCAGCUGUCUACACAGGGCACAGUAAGGCUGUGAAUACUUUAUUCUGGAGUCACAGUAAGCGGUGGAUUUUGAGUACCUCUAAGGAGCCCACCCUUUUCAUCUGGACCGCAAAUGCUUCUGAACCUGUUCUGACCAUGGGAGAUGAACAGUUUGCAAAGCCCAUCAGAAGUGCACAGUUUUAUUAUCUGGACAAGUUUUUACUGCUGGCGUCAGGAUCAGAUCUAAUGCUGUACCUUUACCAUCUGGACACCACGAGAGAUGACAUCAAGAGGGAUAAGCAAAGAAGUAAGUCUAAAUUGACCAGUAAUUUCAGCGUGAAAUCAGGAACGGACAUCAUUUCAGUGUCAGCCAUCAAUGACUUCUACUCCUGUUUCCUUAAAUACCUGACUUAG